CGAGAUUGGGUCGAGAUACCCAUACAUAUGAGUGCUUAUCAAAGCCUUGAUUUUCUUUUUUCUUUCCUCCUAUCAAGUUUGUUCGGUACACGGAACUGCUGGCCAGUCACCCAUACACCACAAUCACCCAAGAUUUUGAUCGUCUGCUCUCUCCUCUCCAAAUCUAGAGAGAACAUCUUAUGAAUCAUGAAGUUAUCUGUACCACCCAUCAUCUAUGUUUUCCUCUGUUCCGUUAUCUCUGCGGUCCAUGCCAUACCCGUCGUCGUUCAUACGUCUGCAACCCCCGGACCGCAUUUGGAAACCCGAGCAUCAUCGAAGGACAUAAUCCACAUUUCCUUCCGCGCUCCCUCCGAAACACGCGGAACUGGCACCCCAAUCCCCAAAAUCCGCAAAGAGAUAAAAAAAAUCCUCACGACAUGGCGAGAAUUCAACAACGUCUUGAGGAAAUUCGAUGUAGUGUAUUCCAACCAAUUUGAUGGGAACAUACAUUACAAUCAGCAUGAUUUUCAGUUUUGGGGGAGUGGGGUGGGGGAGGGGUGUGAGGUGCAGGUGGACAAGUGUUGGUUUUGGUAUGAAGAGGAUAUGUACAAUUUGAUGGGGGUGAGAGGGUAAGGCCUACGGGUGAAGUGAUGGGGUAUGUGUAUAAAGGUCAAACUGCAUUGCUUGAGCUGCCUUAUGAGCUGCGUGGAUGAUUUGAAGGGUGUAUAUACGAGAUGAAUAUAACGGGGAGAGAUUUUGACAGAUUGUUUGUUCCC
This is a messenger RNA of Lentinula edodes (shiitake mushroom), 755 nucleotides long. RefSeq lists its product as uncharacterized. The coding region runs from base 187 to 612 and encodes 141 amino acids. The record is from RefSeq and is a predicted model, not a curated record. The transcript is spliced from 2 exons. NCBI's taxonomy places the organism in Eukaryota, Fungi, Basidiomycota, Agaricomycetes, Agaricales, Omphalotaceae.